AUUUUCAUUUAAAACUCUUGCCUAUAUGUUGCACCACAUAUACAGUCAAAGAAAAGUAGACCGAGAUAGCAUUCAGUUGCCAGUUUAAUGAGAAAUUACACUUAUUGGAGGGACAACAUGACUGUUAUAGCUCUCAGUAUAAAGCAAUACAAAUCACAAGCACCACAGAAGACCAAGACGAUGAUAAUGUUGAAUCAACAGCUCCAAACAAUCUUUAUGUUGGAUUUAUUAUGGGGAUGUUGUAUUAAACAGAUUUAGCUAGAUGUACCUAAUUAACUAGCAACUGCAUGUAUAGUACAUCAUUAUCAUUCUGUGUAAACGUUUUUUCACAUUCAUCAGUUCCAGGAAACAAACGAAUGAAUGAAUGCAGAUGCCAGCAGUAGAUUAGACGUCUAAUACACAGGUUAGAUUUGUGCUGUUUACGGUUACAAAUAGAGGUAUCACUGUAAAAGUGUAGGCUGCACCUUCUGAAAAAUAUAUACCACACACCGACGUGUGUCUGUUUUUAUUUUAAUUUUAUUUUAAGUUGUUUUAUUAUUGUCAAAAAGUGUAAAAGAAACACUCUGUGUAUUUAUAUUCGUGUUUAAAAGUUUCUAAUGUAUUAUAUAUUACACCCUGCACUAACUACAUUCUUUGUUAAAAUUAGCGUUAAAUUGUAUUUGAAGGCAUGACGGUUUCACCACAUGUAUGCUGUAACUUUAACUUUUGUCACCAUCUGAGUCUAUUUAUCUCAGAGACGCCUAAGACAGAGGCGUACAAUAUGUGGCAGAUGUUGAACCGAAGAAUAAUUUAAUGUUAUUUGUUUUUAUUUUAAUGAUGUCAUAAUACAAAAUACCCUGUCUGUUAACACAUAUAGGCAUAUGUGCUAACAGACACUUUCAUAAAUAAUACAUAUUAAAAACAUUAUGCUCUAUAUUAGUGAUCAUUUCUGUAAAAUGCAACAGUUUUACAUUUAAAUGACACAACAAGAAUACACAGCAGCAUAUUAAUUCACUUGUGAAUGGUUAAAACCUUUUGCGCCUAUUCCAUGUUACAUUUUGUACAUUCAAUUAUAUAUAUUUAUUGACCACUCUUUCAGCUCUCUUAGGAAAAGCCAAAAAGGUAAAUUUAAAUACAGAAAUCAUUUUCCACAUACAGAUACAGUCCUGACAGGAAGUCUCAGUAACACAAUAAAUGAUGAGAAAACAUGUAUUUGAGUCUGCUCAUCUGCUCAGUUCCUCAAUUUCCAAGUUUUCCAUUCCUACUUACUCCUCUUGUUGCUCUUGGUUUCCUUUUCACAACUUUAGACCCCAUAUUUCCUGGAACUUCCAGUACAGCUACAGAGCAGUGAGCAGGUGAACCAAAGCAACGAAGAACUGGUGAAAAAGUAGCAGACUCCAACAAACACCACAAAGACGUGUUCAGCAGCUAUUGUCGUCUGCGAGAUUAAAAUGGACCAAACAUUGCUUCAGAUCCUGGUGAUUCUGGUGUUUUAUCAAAAAAUAACUUCAGGAGCUGUCCAAACCAUAAAGGAAGGGGAUCCUGUUGACAUCAGCUGUAAACCUGGUGAGAUGGGAACCAUGAUCAUCUGGUUUCGAGUGCUGGACAACUCUGGGAUGGAAUUCAUUGCAUCUUUUAGCACCAGCGGCAUGUUGAAGAAAUCCACAGACUCUUUCUCUAAUAUGUUUAUGGACUCAAAGAUGAAACAAAAUAUCCUAACACUGAAGUCGUUCAACAAAGCUCGUGACAGCGGCAUUUAUAGCUGCGGUUUGCUUCACAAAGGAACUGAACUGAAAUUCGGAGAAGUAACCCGGCUGGUUGGAGUUGAAGUCCCGGCCGAAGCAACACGGACCACCGCCAAACCAAGUCAGUGCACAUCUACCACAGCAUGUGUUUGUAACAACGAUAACAAGCAAGGAACAACAAAUCCUUCCCUGUUUUGUCCUUCAAUCAUACUGGGCCCACUGGCCGGCGGCUGUGGCCUCCUCCUUCUACUCCUCAUCAUCACCACCCUGUACUGCAAUAAAAUAAGGACACGGAGAUGCCCACACCAUCACAAAAGAAAGCCGCGGGCGGCUCCUGAAAAACAAGUGAAGACCAGCAGAUAUGUUUAAUCUAAAUGGUGCACUGACAUUUCUUUAAACUGCCAGUUAUUUCACAGUGUUAAGUUCUUGUUGGAGAAAAAAAUGUUGGUCUUAUUUACACAUCAGUGACAUCGCUGUUGAAUAUUUUCCUGCCAACAAGUUCUCAUUGCUCGUGACAGAACGUAUAAAGAAUUUUUAAAGUGGUUCAGCAGUUCAGUGCAUCAAAUAUUUUCAAAGCUCCUCAUUGUCAACAUCCAGUUUUAACUAUAUUGUGAUUUGACUGUCAGUAACUCUUUUCUUUACAUUCAGAUUAAACACUUUUAAUCAAGUAACGCAAUAUGAAAUGUGUUAUUUAUCCAAUCCCCAUGAAUGUUGAUAAUAAAAACCACUGACGUCCUGAGAAUAUUAAAAUUUUGCACUCUGAAUUUUCCUAAUCAAAUGUAUAUAAUUAAUUUUGCUGUAUAGAUUUUAUUGUCAUUUACAACUUGUACUUUUGACAAUCAAUUUUAAACUGUUUACUUUUUUCAGCAUAUUUUCUGACCUUAAUUACUGUACUGUCCUUUAGUUUUGUGAUUUAAACAAGAACGUAACUUGUAGAAAGAUUGUAUAACCACAGAAAAUGAUAAUAAAAUUUCCAGCUGGAGGUUACAGAAAUCUCUUAUGUUUAAUUUUAGAUCUUAAUUUUCAUUUCGUUAAGCUUGUUUUGGAGCUUUUCUCCAAAGUAUCAUUCCUCGCAAUUAGAAAUGUGUAGUUUCAAAGUAAAGAAUAACAACUUUGUUCAGUAAAUUGUGUUGUACAGUAAUUUAGAAUUAUCCCACUGUCUGAAUCUUUGUAAUUUGAAAUAUUGUAAACAAAAAUAAAAUAUGUAAUACCACUCAGACAAGCA
Molecule: messenger RNA, 2949 nt
Organism: Micropterus salmoides (largemouth bass)
Lineage: Eukaryota; Metazoa; Chordata; Actinopteri; Centrarchiformes; Centrarchidae
Gene: cd8a
Product: CD8a molecule
Exons: 7
Coding region: 1431-2093 (220 amino acids)
Source: RefSeq, a predicted model, not a curated record